Syngnathoides biaculeatus (alligator pipefish) is the source of this 1220-nucleotide messenger RNA. It is a transcript of the gene otud6b, whose product is annotated as OTU deubiquitinase 6B. Gene Ontology annotation, biological process: protein deubiquitination. NCBI's taxonomy places the organism in Eukaryota, Metazoa, Chordata, Actinopteri, Syngnathiformes, Syngnathidae. Bases 191 to 1117 code for a protein of 308 amino acids. Gene Ontology annotation, molecular function: cysteine-type deubiquitinase activity. The record is from RefSeq and is a predicted model, not a curated record. The transcript is spliced from 7 exons.
UCUGACCACUUUUCAACGCUGUUGCUACGAGAGAAGAAAAAAACUCCGGAAGCAAGGCCCCAAAAUCAAAACACGUUUUUAUAUCUCGCCCCGUUAAAUAUUUUGCCAAUAACGCGUUCUAAUUUUAAACUUUAAAACAUAUGUCAUGUAACCUUAUUAUCAUUUUGGUGCACAAGCAGUUCCUUUCAUAAUGGACGAGGGCGACGUGGAGACGCCGGAGGAGAGCUUACUUAAGCAGCAUCGUAAGGAGAAGAAGGACCUGCAAGCCAAAAUCCAGGGCAUGAAAAACAGCGUCCCCAAAAACGACAAGAAGAGGCGGAAGCAGAUGACGGAGGAGAUCGCCAAGAUGGAGGCCGAGCUGGACCAGAAGCACGACGAGGAGCGACGGCGGCUCCGGUCCGCGUCCGACGCCGAGGUACCGCUCCGGUCCGGCGCUUUGAAGGCACUCCCGUCCACCAGGGGGUGCUCCCUUGAGGUGGAGGAGGUGGCGAACGGGGUGGAGGCGCUGGCGGUGGAGCAGCUGCCCCGGGUCACCAAAGCCCAGAAGAGAAGGGACAAGAAAGCAGCCCAGGAGCGCGAGCGCGAGAGCAGGAUCGCCGAGGCCGAGGUGCAAAACCUGCUGGGAGAGCGCCACCUGGAGGGCGUCAAGCUGGCGGAGAAGCUGGCGCGGCGAGGGCUCCAAAUCAAGGAGAUCCCCACCGACGGGCACUGCAUGUACCGCGCCGUCCAGGACCAGCUGCUGCGGCGGGACAAGCCCGAGUUGAGCGUGAAGGAGCUGCGACGCCGCACGGCGGCGCACAUGCGGAGCCACGCCGAUGACUUCCUGCCGUUCCUCAGCAACGCCGACACGGGCGACGUGUACACGGCAGAUGACUUUGAGAAGUACUGCAGCGACGUGGAGCACACGGCGGCGUGGGGGGGCCAGCUGGAACUGCAAGCGCUGAGCAAAAUCCUCCAGCUGCCCAUCGAAGUGGUGCAGGCCGACUCGCCCGCCGUCACCGUCGGCGACGAGCACGCCGGCGACGCGCUCACGCUCGUCUACAUGCGUCACGCCUACGGGCUCGGGGAGCACUACAACUCGGCGGAGCGGCUCAAGGAGCGGCCCGACGACAGCUGAGAGGCGCCGCGGCGCCGACCCGGAAGUCGAAAGCGGUCGUCGGCGGCGGCGGCGGCGGCGAGGAGCGAGAGCACAUUCGAGGAUGAAUAAAAUAUAAACGUGU